Molecule: messenger RNA, 1336 nt
Organism: Boleophthalmus pectinirostris (great blue-spotted mudskipper)
Lineage: Eukaryota; Metazoa; Chordata; Actinopteri; Gobiiformes; Gobiidae
Product: UAP56-interacting factor
Exons: 9
Coding region: 151-1074 (307 amino acids)
Biological process (GO): mRNA export from nucleus
Molecular function (GO): mRNA binding
Source: RefSeq, a predicted model, not a curated record
CGCGCAAGGCUCAAAAAGAGACGACGUCCAGCAGCAGCAGCAGGCUGCCCUGUCAGUCACCAGCCUUCUUUUAUUUUACCUGUUUUGGUGAGAGUAUCUAGAACCAGUUCAACUGGCAUCUACACCGGACACGCAAACAAAGCAGCAGUCAUGGACAAGGUCGACAUGUCAUUAGAUGAUAUUAUUCGUCUCAACAAAAAAGAGCAAAAACUGAACAAAAAACAGGGGACCGUGAACCGCAGACCAGUCAAGAAGAAAGGCCGUUUAAUGCAAGGGAAAGGUGUCAAGUCCAGAACUGCAGCUCUCACCACUCAGAGGGGAGUUGGCUUGUCUCAGAGAGGGGGCCAUAAACUCAACAGAAAGAUGCCGAACCUCCCAGCGCGGAGACGGGGGCAGGCCCCGGGGGUCGUUACAGGGUUGGCAUCCCGCAGGACCGGGGCGCUGCUUAAACGAUUGGGAACGAUCAACAGAACAGCUGCAGGAUCACAAGGGAAACGAGGUUUCUUAACAAGGGCAAAAACAAAACCUUUUACCCAAAACACUGCUAGUACAAACCAGUACAGGAAACCAGAGGGGCCAAGGAAGACCUACAGGCAACCAGAACAACAAAGGAGUCCGAAUCCCUCUACAGUCAAAAGACCUUUUCAGCUUAGACGGAGACCCUUGCCUUCGCUCCAGACUCAGAAGGAUGCACGUCAAGCCACAUUUCUAUUUCACAGAGGACUCAAGAUUCAAGCUCAAGUCCAAAAACCAAAUCCUCCAGUCAGGAGUAGACAGUGGCGUACAUCCACCAAUAACGGAAUACUGACAGUAUCCAUUGACAAUCCGUCUGCCAGAACUCAACCAGAGCCUCCCACAGCCUACACACUUCACCCCCCUGCUGUGAGAACUGCCCCAGUCAAACUCGAGACAGUGGAAAAAAAGAUCCCCAAAGGAGUGGCCCUGCAGUUUGACAUCAACAGUGUUGCAAAGCCAACAUCUAUGACUUUAAAUGAGCGCUUCCGGAUCCUUAAGGACCAGCGCACGGCUAAAGCACAGCACGCUAAAGGCAAUCGUUUUGUGACCGUAGGCUGAUUGACCAUUUCAGCCAAAGCCUUUCUUCAGACUGACACUCAGUGACCCAGCCUCCAACAGACUCUUCAAAUAGCACAGUGUGACUCGUAGACUUGAUCAGAGUCUUGAACAGUGCAAUUGUCAGUGUCGUUCUCACCUCUUUGUCUUGUGGAUGUUGAGUUACCAAGGGACCCUCCCAACACUAAAGACGCUGUUAAUGGCUGUUAAUGGAUUUUUGUGGGUCCUAUUUUUAUGGAAAUUAUAAAUUGUUUUAUACAUUUCA